Molecule: messenger RNA, 870 nt
Organism: Panicum virgatum (switchgrass)
Lineage: Eukaryota; Viridiplantae; Streptophyta; Magnoliopsida; Poales; Poaceae
Exons: 3
Coding region: 88-567 (159 amino acids)
Source: RefSeq, a predicted model, not a curated record
ACCACGGCAGCACCCCUCUCCUCACUUGCUCACCCCCACAGGCCACAGUCCACUCUCCCCGCUGCCACUCCUACCGCGCCCGGAGCUAUGAAGGCCGUCGUCGAUCACCACCACGGCCCCCACUCCCCCACGCCGGCAGCGGCGACCAAGAUCUCGAUCCCCAUCUCGUCUGGCGAAGCGGCUCUGUUCAGGAAGGGCAGGUACAAGGCGUGGGCCCUCGCAGCCAGCGCGCUCCUCGCGCUCUGGUCCAUGUUCGCCGCUUCCGUCACCCUGCGCUGGUCCUCCGGGGAGCUCGCCGCUACGUUCGGGGACGCGAGCGAUCCGCUCAUCGACGAACUUGAUCCCCUCGAGAUGGAGCAAAGGGAAAAGCUAGUGCGCCGGAUGUGGGAUGUCUACACACGCACGGGCGAUCACGUUCGGCUUCCACAGUUCUGGCAGGAAGCAUUUGAGGCUGCAUAUGAGGAGCUUGCGGGUGAUGACACGCAGGCUACUGAUGCGGCUAUAUCUGAGAUUGCUCGCAUGUCAGUCCAUAGGCCUGAGGUUGAGCAGUCGUGGAAUAAGAAUUAGGCAGUAGCAGAACAAGAUGAACCUUUGGAAGAGCUGGAACUCGUAAGCUGAAGGGGAAGAUCGUUUGGUCCCUGUAAAUGAUGCCAUCGGAUCUGAAGAUCACUUGCAAACUCGGAUCAUCACAGCAAUUCGAGUUUUUUUAAACUAGUCGAUGCAAGAAUGCAUUUGCCUGUAGCUACCUACCAUUCCUUAUCCACUGUUCUUGUAUUGUUCACGCAAAUGAAAACCGCUCUGGUUGUACUCUGAGGUCUGAACAUAUUGAGAACGUAAGAACUUUGGGCAUCAACAUCCUUUUGCUUCGCA